ACUCUGACGUCAGAACUCCAGACCGGAUCGAAGCGAGGCGACGCGGUCGAUACCUACGCACACAAUGACAAAGCAGUCAGACCGCCGCGGUCAGAGAGAACGCACGUUCCACGCGAGUUCGUUGAACGCAAACUUGACCGCCACCAUGGCACAAACAUCCGAUACCGCGAAACUGAUAGAAAAAGUUCGCCGUAGGAACUUCUUGUACGAUCUAAGUGACACUGACUAUAAAAAUCGUGAAAAAAAAGCUGAUGCUUGGAUUUCAAUCGCCAACGAAAUGGGAUAUGAAAGCGGAGUGUAUUGGAGCGCAAAAUGGAAGUCACUAAGAGACAACUACAAUAAGUUCAAAAAAACCAAGCAAGAAUCAACGGCAGCAUCCAACAAAAAGUACAGAAACUGGCCUUGGGCUGAACACAUGAAGUUUUUGGAUGAUUUCUCAUAUACCAGACCAUAUUCCUCUUACAUUAACUCAACUCAGGACACCCAAAACGAUGCAAACCCCAACAAACCAAGCACAUCACACAAUUCUGCCAAUGAAGAUGAAGAUACCCAAGCUCCCGAUACCAAAAUUAGUGUCAAAAAUAUUGAAUUAAAACACAGAAGGUAUAAAAUGAAAACUGUCAGCAAAAAAUUGGGGCAGAAAAGAAGUUUCGACGAAGUAGACCUAUUCUUCUUGAGCUACGCGAAGAAUUUCAAAAGGUUGUCUCGAAAGAGUCAAGCGUUGAUGAAAGUUGAAAUCGCUUCGCUGUUCACGAGGUACGAGCUUCAGGACGAAAAUGAUAUGGACGCACAGACUCCGGCUUUCCAGAAUUUUGGAAUUUUUACACCAUCAGUGUCGUGUAUUUAUGAUAACGAUAAUUCCGACUAACUUUAUCAGAUUUUUUGAAAUGAGAUUCCUCAUUCCGCCUUCUUAGAUUUGUUUGAAAAUAAAUAUUUCUUGUGCCACUGA
This is a messenger RNA of Maniola jurtina (meadow brown), 949 nucleotides long. RefSeq lists its product as uncharacterized. Gene Ontology annotation, cellular component: transcription regulator complex; nucleus. NCBI's taxonomy places the organism in Eukaryota, Metazoa, Arthropoda, Insecta, Lepidoptera, Nymphalidae. Gene Ontology annotation, molecular function: DNA binding. The coding region runs from base 65 to 868 and encodes 267 amino acids. The record is from RefSeq and is a predicted model, not a curated record. Gene Ontology annotation, biological process: regulation of transcription by RNA polymerase II. The transcript is spliced from 2 exons.